AUGGACGCCGUCAACUUAGACCGAUGCCCUGCUUACGCCUCCUUCUUCGGCGCCCUGGGCUGUGCGUGCGCCAUCAUCCUCACCGUCUUCGGCGCCAGCUAUGGCACUGCCAAGUCGUCCGGCGCCAUCUUCUCCUCGGGCGUGAUCCGGCCCGACAGGUUGAUGCAGAACACCCUCUGCGCCAUCAUGGCCCAAAUCAUCUCCAUCUACGGGCUGGUAGCGUCCGUCAUCAUCUCCAACAACCUCGUCGAAAAGAUGGCCCUGCACACGGCCUUUCUGCAGCUCGGCGCCGGUCUGGCCGUGGGCCUGUGCGGGCUCGCGGCCGGGUUCGCGAUUGGUAUCAUUGGUGAUGCCGGCGUCCGCGCCAGCACGCAGCAACCUCGGCUGUACGUCGGCAUGGUGCUCAUCCUCAUCUUCGCCGAGGUGUUGGGUUUGUACGGCGUGAUCGUGUCCAUCUUGAUGUUGACCAAGUCGACGCUGGGGGUUACUGAGUGUCCUUACUGAAGAGAAGGAAGGUUGAGGUAGAUGAGGGGGCGAGGAGACAGAGGCUGGGGAUCAAUUGAGGAUGUCGACAUGUUCACAAAGUGCGCAUAGUACGUGCAAAAAUAUGUACAUUUUGAAACAGCACCUAGGAGAGGUGCACACGAAAAGAAUACCUAAGGCCGCCUUCCUUCCAACCGGCCGCACGUAUUAUCUCCCCUUACCAGCUGCAAGCCAUUUCCCCCUUCUCGCGCCACCGGGCGAGAUACCGUCUCCCUCGACGCCCGUUUGAAGUUGG
Molecule: messenger RNA, 778 nt
Organism: Parathielavia appendiculata
Lineage: Eukaryota; Fungi; Ascomycota; Sordariomycetes; Sordariales; Chaetomiaceae
Product: V-type ATPase
Exons: 5
Coding region: 1-504 (167 amino acids)
Biological process (GO): proton transmembrane transport
Cellular component (GO): proton-transporting V-type ATPase, V0 domain; membrane
Molecular function (GO): proton-transporting ATPase activity, rotational mechanism
Source: RefSeq, a predicted model, not a curated record